UGUACAGCAUGGGGCAAAGUUCUCACAGAGUUUGGUAAUAUUUAACGGGACAGUUUUGGGUGACUGACUGUGCUCCUGGCAUGAGGAAGAAGCAGCAUCGCUGAUACGUAUCCAAUGUGUCUGACACUUCACAUUCAUCCACAGGGACUCCAGACUGAGGAAGUUUCAGCUUUGGACAAUGGACUGACUGACCGAUGAAGCAUGGACCUCAUUCCUCUGUUAGUGCUCCUACUUUCAUACUGCGCUGAAGUUGGAGCUCGGGUGAAGCUGUCACCUUUAACCUUGACGGUCCUGCAAGGGAAUGCGGCCCGUUUCACCUGCACUCCCUCUACAGACAAGUGGACCGUUAUGAUAUGGUUGCUGAAUGAUGCAGCAGUGCUCACCAUCUCUAGUGAAACUGGGGUCCUGCCUUCCAUCAACCCUAAUGUGACAGCUGAAAAAGGUCUUAAAGGCGAUAGCUGGGAUUUGGUCCUGAAAGACACCAAGAGGGACAACCAGGGAGAAGUGACCUGUGACCUCCAGGAGAUUGACCGUACAACAGCGAGCCUGUUUGUGCAAGAAAAGGGCAACGUGGAAGUUGCUGGAGAUGAUAAGUUGGCUUUUAAGGGGUACUCGGUCCUGUUUGAAUGUAAAGCAGCGGGAUGGUACCCUAAACCCAGUCUUCAAUGGCAGGUGGAUGGCAGAGAGGUGAGCCAGAGCGAAUACAGCGCCAUCAGUGAAGAGUCGGGGAAGAGCCUCUUCACCGUGACCAGCAAGAUCAACGUGACGGCUGCAAAGAGUUCUGAUGUGGAAUGCCUGGCCUCUGUGUCUGCCCUCUCCGAGCCACUUAAGAGCCGUGUUCGUCUGACAGUGGUUGCAGAGGUGCUGCAGGAAGACGAUGACUGCACAAUUCCGCUGGUGAUAACCGCCUCCCUCGCUGCUCUACUGCUGCUCCUGCUGCUCUGCAUCUGCGCCGUCCUCUAUUACAGACAAAGACGACAAGCAAAAUCAAACACACAGGAGGCAGUGAGGUUCGACCAAUCAGUGUUUGGGAGAAGCUCGGUUGCUGAGGCGACAGGGGGGAAGAUCAACCUGGGAUACUCUAGUGGGGGCCCCACAGAUGCAGAGGACAGUCGUAGCCAGAUGGACUUUGUCACCUUUUACAAGGUCCCUGAUGUUGUGUCCUCCAGCAGCCAGUCUCUACACAAUGAGAGCCAGAAGGAGGAGAGCAGCCAGAAUGUCAGGAGAAUUACCACAGUUUGAGUUUGUAUAUUGUAUGAUUUCAUGUAUACAAUGUUUCCCAUUUUUCUUAAAGCUGAAAGGUUUUGUAAUCAAGUGCUGGAAACAUCUACCAUAUUUAUUCAGCAACACAAAUAUUAUGAUGUAUACCUUUAAUGGAUAAAAUGUAAUUAAUCCUUAAGGUAAUUGGCAACUGUUUCAAAACACAAUUUUUUUUUGUUUUGUUUUUUAAUAAAUGGUAUUUUUGUGUACGUUCA
Molecule: messenger RNA, 1475 nt
Organism: Mugil cephalus (flathead mullet)
Lineage: Eukaryota; Metazoa; Chordata; Actinopteri; Mugiliformes; Mugilidae
Gene: igsf5b
Product: immunoglobulin superfamily, member 5b
Exons: 10
Coding region: 202-1242 (346 amino acids)
Biological process (GO): cell-cell adhesion
Source: RefSeq, a predicted model, not a curated record